Messenger RNA from Penicillium angulare, 990 nucleotides. RefSeq names its product intradiol ring-cleavage dioxygenase. Gene Ontology annotation, biological process: catechol-containing compound metabolic process. Gene Ontology annotation, molecular function: catechol 1,2-dioxygenase activity; ferric iron binding. The transcript is spliced from 2 exons. The record is from RefSeq and is a predicted model, not a curated record. The coding region runs from base 1 to 990 and encodes 329 amino acids. NCBI's taxonomy places the organism in Eukaryota, Fungi, Ascomycota, Eurotiomycetes, Eurotiales, Aspergillaceae.
AUGGAUCCCUCACAGGUCAACAUCCCCCCAAUGAAAAAUUUAACAGUCGACAAUAUUACAGAAAAUGUCCACACAAUCAACUCUCUCUGCGAAGACCAGCGUAUGAAAUACAUCCUCGAACGCCUAGUAACUCACCUCCACGACUUCGCCCGCGAAACCCGCCUCAGCACAGAUGAAUGGAUGACAGGUCUCCGCUUCCUAACGGAAGUAGGCCAAAUCACCACCGAAGUCCGUCAAGAAUUCAUUCUCCUCUCCGACGUCCUCGGUCUCUCCAUUCUAGUCGACUCUAUCGAUCACCCCAAGCUUCCCGGUUCCACAGAGGGAACUGUUCUGGGCCCUUUCCACACCCAUGAUGCGGAGGAGAUGCCUGCCGGCGACUCAAUGUCGCAUGAUCCGAAGGGUGAGCCUUUGCUGGUUGUUUGUACGUUGAAGGAUAUGCAGGGAAAUCCUGUUGAGGAUGUGAAGAUUGAUAUUUGGGAGACGGAUUCGUCGGGCCAUUAUGAUGUGCAGUAUGCGGGGAGAGAGGGACCGGAUGGCCGGUGUAUUAUGCGCUCUGAUGCGGAGGGCGUGUUCUGGUUCCAUGCUAUUACGCCUGUGCCAUACCCCAUUCCCCACGAUGGCCCUGUUGGGCAGUUGUUAAAGAAGUUGCACCGUCAUCCAUAUCGCCCUUCGCAUAUGCAUUUCAUGUUUGAGAAGCCGGGCUACGAUCAUUUGAUUACGGCUCUCUAUCUUCGUAAUGACCCCUACGAGACCUCUGAUGCUGUCUUUGGUGUCAAGGAUUCUCUUGUCGUGGACAUUGGAAAAGCUGGUCCGGAACUCGCCAAGAAAUACAAUGUGCCCGAGGGCCAUGCGUUGCUCACCUACGACUUUGUUCUGGUGUCUGAUGCCGAGACCUCUGAAUUGCGUGCAAAGAACUCGAAGAUUGCGCUUGACAAGCUUGGCCGCAAGGUGAAGAUUGUGAACGGUCUCCCAAUUCCGGAUCUGGAUUAA